AUGUCGGGCGACUCUGACAUUGAGGCGACACCCGCUGCGGUGGCGCCUGCGACAAACACCGAGAAGAACGCUGUGGUUGUGGAUGAUCUCGAAAAGACGCACAAUGAUGCGGUCCCCAGCAAGGACGCCCAGCUCGGUGUCCAGAAGAUCGAGGCCGUCACUCUGUCUUGGUCCAAAGGAUGGCUGAUCGCCCUGCUCAUCAACAUCUGGCUCAUCUUCCUCGUCAACGGCUUUCGCGGCGCCGUCCUCAUCAGCCUCACGCCCUACGUCACGUCCGACUUCCAGGCGCACUCCCUGCUCACCGUGAUCGGCAUCGUGUCGAGCGCCAUCUCGGCCGCCGUCUACAUCCCCAUGGCCAAGCUGCUCGACGUGUGGGGCCGCGCCGAGGGCUUCCUCCUCAUGGUCGUGUCCGCCACCCUGGGCGUCGUCCUCAUGGCCGCGUCCGACAACCUGGCGACCUUUUGCGCCGCCCAGGUCUUCUAUUCCAUCGGCUUCUCGGGUAUCAUUUACGUCGUGGCCGUCAUGGCGGCGGACCUGACCACCCUAAGGAACCGAGGCAUCGCCUUUGCCUUCACGUCGUCUCCCUACAUGAUCACGGCCUUUGCCGGGUCCAAGGCGGCCGAGGGGUAUCUGCAGGAUGUGAGCUGGCAAUGGGGCUUUGGGUCGUUUGCCAUCAUCGUGCCUUUUGUCUGCAUGCCGCUGUUUGUGAUGCUCGUUCUCAACCUUCGGAAAGCAGAGCGACAGGGCCGGUUUGUGCGAGAGAAGUCAACCAUUCCCCUGCUGCAACGUUUCUGGCAGGGCCUCAAGGACUUUGACGUGCCUGGCGUCAUUCUCUUUGGCGCGGGUCUCACCAUCUUCCUCCUCCCGUUCACGCUGGCGACCUCAGCACCCAAGGGGUGGGAGCAGGACUACAUCAUCGCCAUGAUUGUCGUUGGCUUUGUCCUUCUCGUGUCCUUCGGGCUGUACGAGGUGUACCUCGCUCCCGCGCCCUUUAUGAGAGGCAAAUUCCUGCUCGAUCGAACGGUCAUUGGCGCCUGUCUCUUUGACGCCAUCUACCAGGUUUCGUACUACUGCUGGAACAGCUACUUCACGUCCUUCCUGCAGGUCGUGAGCAACCUCAGCGUGGCGGAGGCUGGGUACGUGAACAGCACGUUCCAGGUGGUCUCAGGUGUGCUGCUCUUCAUCGUGGGCUACGGCGUCCGCCGGACAGGCCGCUUCAAGUGGCUGUUUUACGUGACGACGCCGCUGUACAUGCUCGGGCUGGGCCUCAUGAUCUACUUUCGUCGUCCGAACCAGCACAUUGGCUAUAUUGUCAUGUGUGAGAUCUUCAUCUCCAUGGGCGGGAGUGUCUUCAUCCUGCUCGUGCAGCUCGCGGUGCUCGCCUCGGUGGACCACCAGCACAUUGCCGCCGUGCUCGCCAUGCUGUACGUGUCCGGGUCGAUGGGCGGGGCCAUCGGCCGCACGGUGUCGGGCACGAUCUGGACGAACACGUUCUACAAGGCCUUGCUGCGCAAAGUGCCCGAGUCCGCGCUGCCUAACGUCGUGGAGAUUUACACCAAUCUGGGGGCGCAGCUGUCCUACGCGGUCGGGACCCCGGAGCGCGUGGCGAUCCAGGAGGCGUAUGGGUAUGCACAGGCCAGGAUGCUCGCGGCUGGACUGGGCGUGUCUGUGCUGAUGGUCGCGUGCAUCUUUAUGAUUAAGAACAUCAAGUUCUCGAAGGAUACCAUGCAGACAAAGGGUGUCGUGUUCUAG
This is a messenger RNA of Emericellopsis atlantica, 1752 nucleotides long. Its product is annotated as putative siderophore-dependent iron transporter. NCBI's taxonomy places the organism in Eukaryota, Fungi, Ascomycota, Sordariomycetes, Hypocreales, Bionectriaceae. Gene Ontology annotation, molecular function: transmembrane transporter activity. Gene Ontology annotation, biological process: transmembrane transport. The record is from RefSeq and is a predicted model, not a curated record. Bases 1 to 1752 code for a protein of 583 amino acids. The transcript has 2 exons.